AUGGCAGCGGCUGAUAUCUUCGACCGCCUCGACGCGAAUCGAGAUGGUGUGGUUACCCGCGAGGAGUGGCAGAGAGCCAUGGCCCCGCAGGCCACGCAGGCAUCAAGUGCCAACUGCCCGGCUUGUGGGAAUGUGUACUUGGACGACGCAGCGUUCUGCCGGAAGUGCGGCCGCAAGCGAGACGAGGCGGGCGCUGGGAAGAUGGCUUCGUCGGGCUCUGCGGGUGCCUUCGCCGUUGUCGGUGCGCAGGGUGGCCCGACGAUGAUGCCGACGCCCCAAGUCACCGCAAUGUCGCAGCCUGGCGUCAUGACCUAUCCGUCCAGUGUCCCGGGCAUGAAAGAUUUCGUCGUCGUGCGUCCCCCCGUCCCGAUGCAGGCUGUGCCCCUCGCGCCACCCGUCGCACCGCCCGUCUACAUGCAGGGGGGCGCUCCGAUUCGGCCGCCGGCCAUGGGUGUCGGCAUGCCCAUGGGGGCGCAGCCCCUGGGACCUAUGGGACAGCCCAUGAUGGCUGUGCCAGCCGGGCAGCCAGUGGGGUCAGUGGGGUCCGUGGCCAUGGGGCCUGCCAUGUCGUCUGCUAUGGGGCCUGCCAUGGGGCCUGCCAUGCGCCCUGCUAUGGGGCCUGCCAUGACGAUGGGGCCUCCUGCGAUGGGCGCGAUGGGGCCCCCCAUGAUGGGGCCACCCAUGAUGGGACAACCCAUGAUGGCACAACCCAUGAUGGGGCCGCCCAUGGGACCGACCAUGAUGCAGCCCAUGGGUCUGGCAGGCCAGCCCAUGGCCAUGCAGGCAGGCGCUGGCGGGGCCCGUGGUGUGUCUCCGGCAAGAGCGGCGGUGAGCCCCGCUCGGGGCGUGUCGCCCGGGCGCUCGGCGGUUCCGGUCUAUGCCUCCGGCGGCAUGAACCCAGGGCUGCAGGCCGGUACCGUCAUCAACGGGCUCCGGUCCGCCGCCGGCCGCGACGGCGGGAGUCCCAUGCGCUCCGCCGUGUACUCCACAGCCAGCGGCUACACGCCCAGAAUGCAGGACCUGCCAAGACACCAGGGGGAGCACCGGGUCAUCGGCGAGCGGCGCAUCACGCGCGAGGAGCUCGCUGAGACUGGGAACCUCGUGGAGGUCGAAGGCAGCGUGGUGCCCUCCAACGAGCGACCCUCGGCGCUGCUGACGCGGUCCGUGCCACAAGUGACCCGAGUGCCGGACCCUUUCCUCCCGGGCCGCGAGGUUCAGAUGGCGAAGGCCAGGUGA
Molecule: messenger RNA, 1236 nt
Organism: Symbiodinium natans
Lineage: Eukaryota; Dinophyceae; Suessiales; Symbiodiniaceae
Source: the annotation of a GenBank genome assembly